Messenger RNA from Loa loa (African eye worm), 399 nucleotides. RefSeq lists its product as hypothetical. The transcript is spliced from 5 exons. The record is from RefSeq and is a predicted model, not a curated record. The coding region runs from base 1 to 399 and encodes 132 amino acids. Lineage: Eukaryota; Metazoa; Nematoda; Chromadorea; Rhabditida; Onchocercidae.
AUGAAGAGAAGCGAGGAAGAGGUAGGAAAGGAAUUGAUAGAAGACAGAAAUCUCUUGUCAAAAUUAAACCCGCUUCAUCUCUGUGGUAUCCCUCGUAAGCAUAUGGGAAGAAAAGGCUCUCAAACAUUCAAGCCAAAUGCUUUGCCUCUUUUGGCUGUUGGCCUGAACUACUUACUACCACUGAAGAGUUCAUUUUAUGUCAUCAUUGCAGAUAUCAGGGAGAACAAACGUGCAGCAUUAACGGACCAUGGCGAAGAUACGGUAUUAAGUGACUAUUUUCCACCCCGUCAUACUGAAGCUGUAACCUCUCGACCUUCAGCUUCAAUUCCCCAGAUAUUUCUACAAAAGGACUCUGUAUACACCGGAUAUCAAAACCACUUCAACCAACACACCAAAUGA